AAAAGAUUUAUACAUUGAUCUCCAUUUUGCUUAUGUUCUAAAAACGAUGACAUUGGAAUGGAAGUGAUUGUGCAUUAUCGUCCUUCCAUUAAUCAAAAGGAAGUGAUACAAAAAAUUGCAGAUGCUGCAUUAGAACAAUUCCCUGUUCGAACUUUGCCAACAUUUUCUCCUUGGUUUCCGUGUAAUUCACCUAGCUUUGCCCUCAAACCUCAGAUAAACCCACCUUUAAUAUCACAGGAAGAUGCAAAGUACAUCAAUCCAUGCACUGUUAACACAGAGAAUGUCGGGAGGUGUAAAGGCUACGAUUGCACUAUGGAUCUAUUAGAAUUUAAACCAAGUACAAAGAAUGAAGGUGACCAGCACUCUAAGAAGAUCAUUAACUAUGAAAAUACAUUCAUUGAAGGACAGGCAGCAGAACCUGGUAAGACUAUGCUCAGAAGAUCCUGGAGUCUUUGUACUUCUAGAUGUAACUGGCCAGAAACCAUCAUUCCCCUUUCUGAGGAGCUGAAGAACCAUCUAAAUACACUGCUUCUAAAUCCAUUCCACAGAGGCUGGUGGAGCAUUGAGCCAUCGAUGUGUGGCGGUCUAAAUUUGGAAGAGGUUUGGAUGAAACUAAACCGUAUAAACAAACACCAUUAUCUUCCAAGCUGUAAUGCCACAUUGCGGAGGGAUCUACCUGAAAUCUGGGUUUUCUGUGACUUGCAGUACUGUGAACAUACUGGCACAUUCCUUAAAGAAAAAUUAAAACUUACUGGGAAAAUGAAGUUGUAUGUCCGUAAACAUGGAAUUAUAUUACAUUUGUAGCAUAACACUUAUGUAAACAUAUUUUGA
Molecule: messenger RNA, 831 nt
Organism: Pelobates fuscus (common spadefoot toad)
Lineage: Eukaryota; Metazoa; Chordata; Amphibia; Anura; Pelobatidae
Gene: SHLD3
Product: shieldin complex subunit 3
Exons: 1
Coding region: 58-804 (248 amino acids)
Biological process (GO): positive regulation of double-strand break repair via nonhomologous end joining; positive regulation of isotype switching; negative regulation of double-strand break repair via homologous recombination
Source: RefSeq, a predicted model, not a curated record